AUGGAUGAAGAACUGCUCGAAUUACAGAGGCAAUUCGAGUUCGCUCAGCAAGCCAAAUCGAGCAUACGUUUAUCAGAACGGAAUGUCGUCGAAUUGGUUCAAAAACUCCAACAACUGCAAAUUAUCGACUUCGAUCUUCUCCACACCGUCUCCGGCAAAGAAUACAUCACUCCUGAACAAUUGAGGAAUGAGAUGGUGGUUGAAAUAGAGAAAUUAGGGCGUGUGUCGGUCAUUGAUUUGGCUGACAGAACUUACGUAGAUUUAUACCAUGUAGAAAAACAAGCUCAACACAUAGUUUCCAAUGACUCAUCGCUUGUACUAAUUAACGGUGAAAUUAUCUCCAAUUCAUACUGGGACACCAUGGCCGAAGAAAUUAACGAAAGACUCCAAGAAUGCAGUCAAAUUGCUCUAGCCGAAAUUGCCGCACAGUUUCAAGUGGGCUCAGAAUUACUCGUUUCCGUACUAGAACCUCGACUCGGAACUCUGGUAAAGGGUAGGCUUGAAGGGGGGCAACUGUAUACGCCUGCAUAUGUUGCACGCGUUAGUGCGAUGGUUUGUGGUGCUGCCAGGGGAAUCACUGUUCCUAUGAAUUUGUCCGCAUUGUGGAGCUCAUUGCAGGUUUUAUUGCAAGAAAUGGAUGGAGCUAGUGGCGUAGCUGUUGAAAAUUCCUUUCUUCAGUCAUUGUUUAAUGGGAUGGUGAAGGAAGGCGAGAUUCUGGGGUCACUUAGGGCCGGGGUUCACUGGUCACCCACUGUCUUUGCCAUUGCUCAAAAGGAGUGCAUAGAUUCUUUAAUUUCGCAGAAUUCUUUUAUUAGCUAUGAAGCUCUGCACAAACUUGGAAUUUCACAGCCCAUCCAGUUUCUGCAGUCCAGGUACCCUGAAGGAAUACCUUUGGUUACCAUAUUUGUCCACCCAUCGAUGAUUGAUAUGUUAGAUGCUGCUGUGGAGGAUGCCAUAGAACGUGGGAGCUGGAUUCAUUCACUUUCAGUUUUACCAGCAUCCUUUGGUUCCCAAGAUGCAUCUAAGCUUCUCUCACUUUGUUCAUCUGUUCAGGUUGCCGUGAAGUCUAACAAAGCACUCAUCUUGGGAGAGUUGUAUCUUUUUAGCAAUGAAUUUGUCAAGGAUCUGUUUGAUCGCACGGAGAAAGAGAUGCAAACCUUUGGUCCAUCUGGGUUUUCUAUCUCUGGAGUAAGCGAUGAUAUGCAUGCAGUCAAAGACACCAAAGUUGAACACGACACAAGCAGCAAUCCAGCUGAGUCAAAUGAAACAGGUAAUGAGAGUGGUACUACUAAAAAAGCGUCAGAUAAAGGAUUGAAGAAGAGGAAGGGAAAAUCCACAGGGAAUACCAAGGCCGGGGCAGCUGAAAGUGGUCCAGAUGACCAAGAACCUAUUCCUGCUAAAACUAAGAAAAACCAGCGAAGAGGAAAGGUGACAUCUUCCUUGCAAGUUUCAGAUUCAAAGUCUGGUUCUAGAAAAGAUAUGGACAAGAUGAAAGAGGAUAGCAAUAGUAUUCUUUCAGAAGAAUGGUUAACUCAAAAGAUCAUGGCGCUAGUCCCUGACUUUGAAGAACAAGGUAUAGAUGAUGUCGAGACAAUUCUUGUUCCUUUAGCACAUCAUUUGAGACCAAUGCUUCUCAAUUCAUGGAAAGAAAGAAGUAAGGUUGCAUUCACAGAAAAUGCACAGAGAAUGAAACGUUUACUAGAUAAUUUGCAACAGAGACUUGACGAGCCUUUCCUGAAUAUGCAGUUAUAUGAAAAAGCACUAGAUUUGUUUGAAGAUGACCAAUCAACUUCGGUGCUUUUACACCGACAUUUGUUAAGAACCACAGCUACGUCUAUGGUGGACACUCUCUUAAUGAACUUGGACAAGCAAAACAAGUUGAAAAAUGGAAUUCAAGUUGAAGAAUCUCAAAAUCCAGAAAAUGUAGCACUAAGUUCUGGGGAAAGAAUUGCUCUGGCUAAGAGUUUUACAGGACCUCUUUCAGUUAAGGCUGUUGCAGUAGUUGAAGCCUUGGAAGGGAAGCGGGUGGAAACAUUUAUGACUGCACUAAGAGCAAUGGUGGAGGAGAGCGGCUUAUCUUUCAAAAAGCUUGAUAAGAAAUUAGAGAGAACUCUUCUGCAUUCAUAUCGCAAGGAUUUAACAUCUCAAGUUUCUGCUGACACUGAUCCAGUUUCACUUCUGCCAAAAGUUGUUUCUCUACUCUAUAUACAGGUUCAUGGUAAAGCCCUUCAAGCUCCAGGAAGGGCCAUUUCAGUUGCCGUCUCUCGAUUGAAGGAUAAACUAGAUGAUUCCGCCUACAAGAUCUUAGUGGAUUACCAUGGUGCAACAGUGACCCUUUUAGCACUAAUAUCUGCUGCAACUGGUGAUGAAGAAGACUGUACAUCUGACAGAAUUUUGAGCAAAAGGGAGAUCCUGGAGAGUUUAAUGCCGGCACUGAAAGGCUUGGUCUUGAGCACUUCACAGUCUUGACUUGCCAUACAUAUUUUUCCCAGCGAUCUAAUUUGAUGAGUCGCAAGUAGCUACAAUUAGCAGGCUAAAUACAUAUCCCUUAUAUUUGCCUCUUUUACCUUCGGCUUAAAGCAUGAGCGAGAGAGAGAGAGAGAGAGAGAGAGAGAGAGAGAGAGAGAGAGAGAGAGAGAUAAUAUACUUGAUGGGGGAGGCGUUGGAAUUGGAUAAAUCUUAUAGAUUUAUAGUUGGCAUUAUUUAGACUUUAUGUAGUGGUCGUUUUUCUUCCCAAUUCCGUUCUUCUCUUCUCAUCAUUAUUUGGAUAAAUACUGCAGUGUAAAAUAAAAAUUACAGUUGCAAUGAAAUUAUGCUUGAACUCAAAAGAGUUGCUAAUUU
Ilex paraguariensis (yerba mate) is the source of this 2841-nucleotide messenger RNA. Lineage: Eukaryota; Viridiplantae; Streptophyta; Magnoliopsida; Aquifoliales; Aquifoliaceae. The record is from the annotation of a GenBank genome assembly.